AUGGCGUCGCAUGACAACAAGAAGCCCCUUCUGGACGACGAUGACCACAUGCCGGAGUCGUACAAGUCUGUCAACAUGAAGAGUGUCCAGGACGCGUAUCGGUCGGUGCAAUCCCCCCGACACAGCGUGUAUAGUACGAUCCAUGCUGGCAACGGCGUCGAGUCGAUGUUGGCCGGCGGGUUGGAUCGGUUCUAUGAAAAGUACCGCGCGCUGUCGAGCAAGGUGAACCUGCACUUGGCGACGCCGGAAGUCCGCUUCGAGAACUUGAACUACGUUGUCCAAGCGCGCCAGAUGACAAUGGCCGAGAAGCAGGGGACGGUCGGGUCGUACGUGGGCCGCAUGUUCAACCCGUUCAAGAAGGCCGUGUACAAGGAGCAAGUGGUGUUGCAGCCGAUGAGCGGCAUCAUCAAGCCGGGCAGCAUGACGCUGAUUUUGGCCAACCCCGGGUCGGGCAAGUCGACGUUCUUGAAGGCGCUCGCUGGCAAGUUGGAGCAAAACAAGAAGUGCGUCCAAGGCGGCGACAUCACGUUCAGCGGGCUGAAGACGUCCGACAUUGACACGAAGAAGAUCGUGGGGCUG
Messenger RNA from Aphanomyces invadans, 579 nucleotides. RefSeq lists its product as hypothetical. Gene Ontology annotation, molecular function: ATP binding; ATP hydrolysis activity. NCBI's taxonomy places the organism in Eukaryota, Oomycota, Saprolegniomycetes, Saprolegniales, Verrucalvaceae. The annotation marks the transcript as partial. The transcript has a single exon. The record is from RefSeq and is a predicted model, not a curated record.